AGUCUAGAAAGGUCGUUGGACUAUAGAGGCACUUCUCGAAGUCCUCUUCUAAAUACAAGAAUCGGACGACCCGAAUUCUCAGAAGACCUUCGGCAGUCUUCCGAGAUAAAUAAAACCGAGUUGUAUUACGAAUUCCUACCUCAAACUAACCCCAUGUCUCCCUUCCGAUAAAAGAAAAGAUGGAUUCAGAAGACGGGGAGCUGUACAUCAAGCGCCUGGCCGUCUAUGUGCGAACGCACGAGAAGGCGCUGGCCAACGCCAUACAAGUCCGAAGGUCGCCCGGCCCUCGACAUGGCCCUAGUCAAAGUGUUUCCUCUAUACAGGUCCCGAACUCGCCGACCGCCUUACCGGAACGCCCUGCUACCUCUGCCUCAGCUGCAGGUCCUCUCGCGGCAGCUUUAUCGCUUGGCUCGUUAAGUUUAACAUCUAAUAAUAUUAAAUCAGCGAGGUUAAGUCUUACGCCGCAUCAUCUAUUCUACUUAUUAUCUCGCUUUGAAGAGCUAGGAAUACAUGUUGGGCCUAUGAAAGUACGUUUGGAAAACUUACACGAUACGUCAGCCGCGGCCAACUACGUAUCAUUCUUGAGUUCGUCUCAACAUACCAAGAGUCGAAGUUCCGAUGCGAUAUCGAUCCGUUCCGUAUCCAGCAUUCGAAGUGUGGUUUCGGGGAUGUCCUCCCUGUGGAAUAGUUUUGGGAUAGGGUCAAGUAUAUCUGCCGCUCGGAUGGAAAGACAAAAAGCUGCCCUCCAAGCGGAUAUGAAAUAUCUUUACUCGGCAUUCACAAAGAUACCGUGCCUCCGACUUGCACCGGACUGGAGGACGAAGCUGAUCAAGGGAUUCGAGGAGUUCCCCUUCGACUCAGCAGUACCAUUAUACGUUUUUAAGAAUCUGCAAUCAUUAGAAGUCAAUGGUGUCGACUUCAGACAGUUCUUCGGCUGGGACCGAGUGGCGGACCAGAUUAAAUCUCUGACCCUCAAGCGCGCCAGCAUCGAAGACCCCGCCGAUAUAUUGAUUGAUAUCGUAUUGGAUGAUAUGGACAAGAGGCGACGUCGAUCUGCGAAGGCACAAUCAUCCCCUACUGGCACAUACUCACGCGCAUCCCAUCCAAGACGGAGUCCUUCUACCCCCUAUGGCGGUUCACAUGGAUCUGGAAGUAUGCUACCGCCAGAGAUCCCGGGACGUCGAUAUUCGGUAGCAGACAUUCUUGUAGGAUCUAUGAGUACCGAAUCGACUGAAAGUACGUCGGCUCAGGAUUCUCGCCGCCCCUCCGUUUCUAGGAUCGAGACGGACGAGCCAAAGUCCAAUAAGUCCUCUCGACCUAGGAGUCAUUCUCCCAACCGCCCUGCCACCGCUCGUAACCAUACAUCCGCUUCAAGGGGCUCCCAUAAAGUUAAGCGUUCUGGCUCCGGUAGCUCACAAUCAAGCUUAUCCGACUCGUGGCAUAAUCCAAGAAAUAGUGCUUCCAACCUAUUGGCAAUGGGUAUAAUCCCGCCAUCCAAGUGGCGAUUCUUAAGACAUCUAAGCUUGGCAGACAACUCUCUCACAGUGAUACCAGCGGCCAGUCUUUCUCCUUUGGCCAACACCUUAGCUUCCCUGGAUCUCUCUACAAAUCUCUUCACACAAAUCCCCGAUAGCCUGGCAACUCUUACCGCACUCCGUGCUCUAAACCUUUCGCAUUGCAUGAUAGAUUCUCUCCACUCCCUGCUUCGCAAUCCUCUACCAGCUAUCAGCGCCUUGAAUCUCCGAGCCAACCGCCUUCAAUCGAUUGCGGGGAUUGAGAAGCUCUAUCCGCUUGAAAGAUUAGACCUCAGAGAUAACCGCCUGACUGAUCCGAUGGAGUUAGCUCGCCUAACUGGAAUUCCAGACAUCCAUGAAGUAUACGUCGAAGGGAAUCCUUUUACACGAUCUCAUCGAGACUACCGAAUCACCAUUUUUAACCUCUUCCGCAACACACCUGGGUAUACAGAGGAUAUUGUCAUUGACGGUUCCGGGCCAUCCAUGUCCGAAAGGAGAUAUCUCGUAGACCGCGUUGCUGUACCUGCCGCUGUCCCUGUAGUGAAGCCUGCUGUCCCGGAAAUGCCUGCGGUAGAUGUAAGCAAGCCAGCUAUCAUCCAAGAGACUCCAAGGGAGCCUGCAGUUCUGCGCAAGGAGAGGCCGUCACGUCCUACACCGAAGGCAGUCGCUAGCGAGAUCAACACAACAUCCACAAGGCGUCGGCGUACCCCAAAACGCAGGAUAGUUGAUCUGGCUACAAACGACCGUGUUGGAGACAACGAGCACCAAACAGCUGGCGUCGACAAGACUGUUCUUGACUCGUCUCCAACAGUGGUUGAGUCGGAAAGUAGUUACCGUGUCUCUCAGCCCCCAGAGAUACGAGAUGUGCCUGUUAGAGCGUUCUCCGAGACGAAACUUAACAACACCUCCAACCCACCAGAGGUGCCGCGUAUUAAUACUAGCGCUGUCUUGCAGCCUCCGGUGUCCUUCCUUGGUAGUCCAGAGACACCGGAUAUGUGGAAGGAGGCUCAAGAUUGGAAUGUCAGUGGCGAAAUCUACCGACAAAAGAUUGAAGCACUACGAGACAAGGUUGGAAAUGGUUACCUAAGCGUCCUUAAUGAGGAGAGUUGGGAAUCAUCUCGUCCGACAUACGUCCCCGGAGACUUUAGUCCCACCUCGACGAUCCGACCUAGCUCUGUUACUCGCACCCCAAGUGCUCAAGCUAUUCCUAGCGCUGGCUCUAUGUGCUGAUCAGAACAUUCAUAUGAAUAGUCAUAUUUUUCUUUCCGCCUUAGAAGCAGCCUUCUUUGGCAUUAUCACAUACCCCUAUUGUCGCUGUGGUUUUCGAUAUACCAGUACCCAUUGUAGGGUAUCAGUUUAGUCAUGCCUGAUGUCUUAUGGAGCAUAGCGUUUCGGCGUUCAACGGAAGGAAUUCAUGGUCUUUUGCAUCGACCAGGUCUGUGAUACCAUCGCAGCUUAGGUCUUUUUU
Annulohypoxylon maeteangense is the source of this 2982-nucleotide messenger RNA. RefSeq lists its product as uncharacterized. NCBI's taxonomy places the organism in Eukaryota, Fungi, Ascomycota, Sordariomycetes, Xylariales, Hypoxylaceae. Gene Ontology annotation, cellular component: cytoplasm. Bases 180 to 2744 code for a protein of 854 amino acids. The transcript is spliced from 2 exons. Gene Ontology annotation, molecular function: protein kinase binding. The record is from RefSeq and is a predicted model, not a curated record.